Drosophila mojavensis is the source of this 763-nucleotide messenger RNA. Its product is annotated as protein transport protein SFT2. Gene Ontology annotation, cellular component: membrane. Bases 90 to 704 code for a protein of 204 amino acids. The record is from RefSeq and is a predicted model, not a curated record. Lineage: Eukaryota; Metazoa; Arthropoda; Insecta; Diptera; Drosophilidae. The transcript is spliced from 2 exons. Gene Ontology annotation, biological process: vesicle-mediated transport.
CUAUUUUACAGCUGCUUGAUUGUCGGGUUGGCAGUAAACAAAAAACAUUGACGAUUAUUAAAAAUAUUUAUGCGGUGGCAUUCGAUUCAAUGAGUAAUUUAAAGCAGGAUCUCGAUGAGUAUUUACUGCUGCAGAGCGACCAAAAGAAGAACUUCAAUGUCAAGCUGCCACAGAUUAAAGUGCCCGGGCUGGCGCAAAUCUUUUCGCGCACAAGCGAACAGCCCGAGGCAAACAGUUGGCUAAAGGACACACAGGACUCUUGCUGCCCCAAGCUGUCCCGCCUGCAGCGCAUUGUUGGCUUCGUCGCUUGCCUGGGCAUGGGUUGCCUCUGCAUGACGCUCUCCACGCUCUAUAUUCCAGUCUUGAUGCUCAAGCCGAAGUUUGCGCUGCUCUUCACUCUGGGCAGUCUCUUCUUCAUCUUGAGCUUCUGCUUCCUCAUCGGCUUUCAGGCAUUCUUCAAGCAAAUGUUCUCGCGCCCACGCCUCGUCACCUCCAUCUCCUACAGCGCGUGCCUUACCUCAACGCUUUACUUUGCGCUGGUGGCCAAGAGCACCGCCUUCACGGUUCUCUUCGCCGUCGGCCAGAUCAUCACGCUGCUCUUCAUGCUGCUGGGCAUGGUGCCGGGCGGUGCGACGGGCCUCAAGUUCUUUGGUCAGCUCUUCAAGAGCAGCGUCUCCAGCUCGUCCAGUGCACUGCCCGUUUGAGCUCGUACCAAGAAAUCAAAAACAAUUUUACAAAUUAUACAAUACAAAUUAUUUAUUAA